This is a messenger RNA of Prunus mume (Japanese apricot), 3060 nucleotides long. RefSeq names its product Phototropic-responsive NPH3 family protein. Lineage: Eukaryota; Viridiplantae; Streptophyta; Magnoliopsida; Rosales; Rosaceae. Gene Ontology annotation, molecular function: protein binding. The record is from RefSeq and is a predicted model, not a curated record.
UUACUCUUAUAAUCAACUUUGAUCAAGAUUUUUAGGACAUUCUAACCCUAAAAAUCAACUUUGAAAGUAAAGGGUGUGUAUAAUUCCUGAACCAAGGAAAUGAAUUAUGUAUAAUAUGGGGGCAUGCUUACAUUGGAUUAUCAUUAUUAAAGUGAGCCCCCCAAACCCCAGAUUACGAAAUGAUCACGAAUUCAAUUAAAUACUCCACCAUUUGCGCCAAAAAGCAAAAAGACCCAGUUACAGUUGGCAUGCAAUGCAAUUUCUAGCUAAUUUUCUAAUGGGUGAUGGUGCUCUCUUUUUUAAUGUCAAAAUAAAAGGGGAAUUUGCCUCAAAGACAACAUACCUUUUCCUGGAAUUGGAGGUGAGAGAGAGAGAGAGUGGGUGAGAGAGAUCAGAGACUCAGCUGGGAGUGAGAUUCUUCUUCUGAUGUGAUUCAUUCAUUCAAAAGAAAUAAAUAAAUAAAACGAUGGCAUUGGUUUGGAUCCCCUUUUUCGAAAUUUGUUCAAGCUGAGCUCUAUUUGUCCUCUCUUGGGUGUAUUUGGAUUCCUUCUCUCCUUUCUCUUUCAGCACUCUUUCUUUCUCUUGUUGCUCAAUUGUUCCUCAGAGAAUAUCACAACAACAGCCAAACAAUUUUCAUCCUUUCAUUCCAUCAACCAUCCUUUCUUGCUGAAAGCUUCAAGUGAAGUCAACCCCAUUCCCCCAUUUGUCUCUUCCAGCUUCUUCCAAGUACUAUUUGCUGUUCAUGGAUCUGGGUUUCUGAUUCCCUUAUCAAAACGGUUUCUUUCAUUGAAGAGGUAGAUAGAUACAUAAAUUAACUGAUGGAGAAAAUGGCGGCAGCAGCUGAGAAGCCCAGCUCCAAAGGACAAGCAUGGUUCUGCACCACUGGGUUACCAAGCGACAUUGUGGUCGAAGUCGAUGACAUGACCUUCCAUCUCCACAAGUUUCCUCUCAUGUCAAAAAGCCGGAAGCUUCACAACCUGAUCACAGAGCAAGAGACGAACCCAUCGCAAACCCGCCAACAAAUUGAAGAGCAGGAUGAGAACGAUGACGAAAUCGAAGAAGUUCAGUGCCAAAUAGCUCUCUCUGACUUCCCCGGCGGCUCAGAGACCUUCGAAAUAGCAGCUAAGUUCUGCUAUGGUGUCAAGAUCGACUUGAGCUCCUCCAAUGUCGCGCCUCUGCGCUGCGCAGGAGAGUAUCUGGAAAUGACCGAAGAGUACUCAGAAGAUAACCUCAUUUCCAAGACCGAGAGGUUUCUCUCUCAGUCUGUGUUGAAGAGCUUCAAGGAAUCGCUCAAAGCUCUCAAGUCCUGCGAACGAGUGAUGCCUCUUGCAGAGACUUUGGGUAUUACGCAGAGGUGCAUAGACUCCAUCGCCUCCCGCGCCACGUCAGCCGAUCCCACCCUGUUUGGCUGGCCGGUUAGCGAAGCACCCAAUGCAAAUACGAAUGCGAUUUCUUCCUCUUCUUCCACCAAACAGCAGAUUUUGUGGAAUGGGAUCGACGCCGGUGGUGGCGGUGGACGAAGAAGAGGCCUUUCCAAACACGCAGAUUCCUGGGUUGAAGAUUUGGUGGUUUUGAGUUUGCCUCUGUUCAACCGAUUGAUUUCCGCCAUGAAAUCUGGAGAUCUAAGCUUGGAGAUGGUGGAGACUUGUUUGAUGCAUUACGCUAAGAAGUACAUUCCUGGAAUUUCAAGAACAAAUCGAAAGCCUCCAUCUUCUAUCUCCGCCGUCACCGCCACCACAACCUCAUCGUCUUUAGCUUCGGAGAGUCAACAGCGAGAGCUUUUGGAGACGAUCAUCUCCAAUCUUCCAUUGGAGAAGAGCUCCAGACCUUCCACCGCUACUCGUUUCCUCUUUGGACUGCUGAGAACCGCCAACAUACUCAAUGCCUCCGAGGCCUGCAAAGCCGCGUUGGAGAAGAAGAUCGCUUCGCAGCUCCACCAAGCCACCUUAGACGACCUUCUCAUCCCGAGCUACUCGUACCUCAACGAGACUCUCUACGACGUCGAUUGCGUCGAGAGGAUCUUAGGUUACUUCUUGAACGGCUUGGAUCAGAGAAACACAGCCGGAAUCGAAGAAGACGACGGUUCUGACGGUGCUGUCAGAUCGCCGACAUUGAUGCUCGUCGGAAAAUUAAUCGACGAGUUUCUCUCCGAGAUCGCCUCGGACGCGAAUCUCAAGCCGGACCGAUUCUACAAUCUCGCGAUUUCUCUACCUGAACAAGCUCGGCUCUUCGACGACGGUCUUUACAGAGCCGUCGAUCUCUAUCUCAAGGCUCAUCCAUGGAUACCGGAACCAGAGCGCGAGAAGAUCUGCGGAAUUUUAGACUGCCAAAAGCUCACGCUCGAGGCUUGCACGCACGCGGCGCAGAACGAGCGGUUGCCUCUGCGCGCGGUGGUGCAAGUUCUGUUCUUCGAGCAGCUCCAGCUCCGUCACGCCAUCGCCGGAAAUCUGCUCGCAACCGACAUCGCUCCCCCGGACUCGGGCAGGCCAUCGGUGCUGCAACGCGAACGACAGGAGGAGGAGGAGGAGGAAGAGGACGACGCGGAGGCACGUGCGGAGGAAGAUGGGGAUAAUGUGGCACGUGCAAAUGAUAGUGGGGGAGGCACGUGGCGGGCGGCUGUAAGGGAGAAUCAGGUGUUGCGCUUGGAUAUGGAUAGCAUGAGGACGCGGGUGCACCAGCUGGAGCGGGAGUGCUCCAACAUGAAAAAGGUGAUCGAGAAGAUUGAUAGUCCGGGUCAACCCAGGAGGGACGGGUCAGGUUGGAAGGUCUCGUUGAGCCGGAGGUUCGGGUGUAAGUUCAAGACCCAGGUGUGUGAUUCGCACGAAGCCACGGCCGUUGAUACGAGGAAAGGACGGCGACACCAUCAUCAACAAUAGAGCUGCCCGCACCGGAUCAUGUAGUUGAUGGCCACGUAAAUAAAUGAAAGCGCAGAUUGGGUUGGCGAAUUCGGAACCGAGAAGAACACAAAUUGAGGGACACAUGAUAUGUGAUUAUUGUUUAUUGGGCGAGAAAGCAAAAGCGUUUACAAAUAGUGCAAAUGCAACCUUUUUUCUUCGUUCC